AUGUACAACACUAAAAGUUCUAGUGGCGGUAGUCACGGUAAUCGAUAUAUUAGAAGGAUUGAAACUUUCAGACAAACACAGUACCAACUGCAACAGUUACACUUACAACAACAGCAACAGCAAACAAUGUCUAAUGUGGAAAAUUGUAUAACACCAAAAAUAACUACUCCAAUGAAAAAUCAAAUUCAAAAACAUGCCAUGCCCUUGCAUGAUAUACCAUCACAAUCAACAUGUCCUAAACCAGUUGUUCAAACUCAAAUACUAACAGCCUCAAUUACUCAAAUGUCUCCAGUAAACGAUUUUGAGAAUAAACGGAUAAGACUUGAAGAUGAAAGAUCAAUUAGCGAGAAGUCAGAAGUAUACAGUAUACAAAAAAAUAAUAAGGAAGAACCGAACAAUCAUAUGAAUGCUCAAAUGCGUCGUUUAGUAUCUCACAAAAAUCCACUAAUGAUUAUUUCUGAGUUGCUCAAUGAUGUACCAAUUCAAUUACAAGAGCACUCAAUAAAAAAUAAUGUUACUGGUUACACUGCUACACUUGAGAUUGAUGGUCAGAUGUAUACUGCAAAUCACAUUUCCAAGACUCAGGCCAAACAAAAGGCAUGUGAAAAUUUCUUGCGCAUUAUGUUGGCUAAACAAAUAAGUGAGCGAUCUGAAAGAAAAGAAGAAUCUCACAUGCAAAUAGAGAUUGAAGAUGGAGAAAAUGGUACUGUACAGAAACCUAAAGAACAUGAGGAUUUCCCAUUGCUACUUUUUCCUUCAUUAGCUAUGUAUAAUUUAAUACAUCAAUGGAAACUACAGCAUGUUUCGAAAGCUAUUAAUUUACAAGAAGAACAGCCAAAUGUAAUAAAAUCACCACCAAAGAUAAAGGCUAAUGCUAUGAGAAAGUUUCCCGAAGACCCAAAAAACUACAAUCCAGUACAGUUACUAAAUCAAAUGAAGCCCGGUGUCAUAUUUAUUGAAACUAUUAUUAGUUCAAAUACGCAAUCAGUUUACCAAGUGAAAUGUGAAAUAGACAACAUUCCAUUCACUGGACAAGGAUCAAAAAAAAAGGCAGCCAAGAUGGAAUGUUGUAUUGCAGCAAUCAAAUAUUUUUGGCAAUUUGAUUUUCACGCCUAG
Metopolophium dirhodum (rose-grain aphid) is the source of this 1116-nucleotide messenger RNA. RefSeq lists its product as uncharacterized. The record is from RefSeq and is a predicted model, not a curated record. Lineage: Eukaryota; Metazoa; Arthropoda; Insecta; Hemiptera; Aphididae. The coding region runs from base 1 to 1116 and encodes 371 amino acids. The transcript is spliced from 9 exons.